This is a messenger RNA of Solenopsis invicta (red fire ant), 3159 nucleotides long. Its product is annotated as rab-like protein 6. NCBI's taxonomy places the organism in Eukaryota, Metazoa, Arthropoda, Insecta, Hymenoptera, Formicidae. Gene Ontology annotation, cellular component: cytosol; nucleus. The record is from RefSeq and is a predicted model, not a curated record. Gene Ontology annotation, molecular function: GTP binding; GTPase activity. The transcript has 7 exons. Bases 339 to 2444 code for a protein of 701 amino acids.
GAAAGAGAGAAAAAGAGAGAACCAGCUGCUUUAUAUGACAGCUGUCUCACAGCGGAGUCGUAUUCAACAGCAAAAGAUCCGGCUUCGUUCACGCUUCGUUCGAAGCGUGCGACACAUGUGAAGGAUACGAUAUGUUUCGCAGUAACGACGUGGAUAGAAUUCGUCAGUGCUAUAAUAAUCCUCAUAUGAAGCAUUUAAGUUGUUUAUCAUCGUUAUCACUCGCAAUAUGUUCUCAGUUUGCGUCGUAAACCACGAAGUGUUUUCUGAUAAUUCGUCACGAAAAUUAUACAGCAUCAAAGUUAAUUUCAUAAACUAAUGCUUCUUUGAGGAAAGAUCGCAUGAUGUUUAAUGCUAUUAAGAGACUAACUGGAAAAUCCGAUGGGGUCGGCAAUGCAUCUCCCAGACCAGCCCAUCAAUCCAUGCCGACGAAUCUUCAACGGAAGUUUGCCAAAGGGGUGCAAUAUAACAUGAAAAUAAUAAUAAAAGGAGACAGGAAUGUAGGAAAGACAUGUUUAUUCCAUAGACUGCAGGGCCAAAAGUUUAUCGAAGAGUAUAUACCUACGGAAGAGAUUCAGGUGGCGAGUAUACAGUGGAAUUACAAGGCCACCGACGAUGUGGUCAAAGUAGAGGUAUGGGAUGUCGUAGAUCGUGGCAGACGCCGACGAAAGUUGGAAGGUCUGAAAAUGGACAAUGUUCCAACUAACGCGGAGAAUGCUGUGGAGGAGCCUGCUCUGGACGCUGAAUUCCUUGAUGUUUAUAAAGGCACUAACGGUGUCAUUAUCGUCAUGGACAUCACGAAGAACUGGACGUUCGACUAUGUCCAGCGUGAGCUGCCGAAGAUACCUAGCCAUAUACCUGUCAUUGUUCUCGGCAAUCACUGUGACAUGUCACAUCACAGAACCAUCACCGCGGAUCACGUGACGUACUUCAUAGAUUCGCUGCAAGAAAGAUUAGCACAAGUGAGAUACGCAGAGUCAUCGAUGCGAAAUGGCUUUGGCCUAAAAUUGCUGCAUAAAUUUUUUAAUCUACCGUUUCUCCAGCUGCAACGUGAGACACUGUUGAAGCAGCUUGAAACUAACGAAGAGGAGACGCGUCUGACUAUUCAAGAGCUCGAUCUCUUCCAGGACAGCGACGAUGCCGAUUACAACAAAUUCCUAGAUAAUCUCGUGAAUCGUAGAAGAGCCCUCGCCGACUCAGUGUCCGCCAGCAAUCUAGUCUCAAAUGUUCCGUCAUCUAUGAGUAAUUAUCACCUUGCCUCCUCUAGCACAAAUGCUAUCGGAGAGGUCAAAAGAUCGAUCUCGAUGCCUGGUCCGAUCGGCGGUGGAACUCCAAUACCAGUGAAAAAUUUGGAAAUAAAAUCCUUACCGAGGAAAGACAACUCGACGGCAAGUACAUCGGACAACGUACCCAAUUCUAAAACGCAGAUUGCAACGUCAUCCAUUACGCAAAAUUCCGCUGCUAAAAUAGAAGCGGCUAAACCAGCUGAAUCUAUCAAUAAUGAGGGAAAAGAUUCGAUCAAUCGAUCAUCGUCACUCAUGUCUAAAAUCUUUGGCCAUAAGAAGGAAGACGAGACAGAUGGGUCAAAACUGCCAAAUAAAAGUGUUAGUUUGAAAGAACCGUUGACUAGUGUUGAAGACUUCGUACCCGAUGGAAUGCUGGACAAAUCGUUUUUAGAAAGCCCGAACUCUAAUUCUCUCACUCCAGAGCCAGAUCUUGCGCCAACUCAAGAAGACGCAGAAUCUGAGAGUGACAUGGAGACUGGCAAUCCUCUGGUAGCUGGUUACGAGGAUGAUUUGUCAUCGAUCGAAGAAGUAGCUUCUCCUGAACAGCCAAAAUUAGCAGAAAAUCCUCUGUCCAAACAGAAACACAAAUUAGAACCAUUAGCAGGUCCAGAGAUAAAUAUCGAGAAACCAAAACAAGUCACGAAACGCGAUUCUGUUUCUUCUAUAGAGCAAGAAUUGCGUAACUCCAACGAAUAUGAAUCGAACGAACAAUCAGACAUAAACUCGGACGCUUUUGAUAGUUGGUUGCGACGAGAUUCGAAAUGGCGACAAAGUCCUGAAGGUGGUGAAGACGUGAGCAGCACCAGUAUGAGGAAAGAUAGACUGGAAUUGAGCGACAAGAGUCUGGACGUUAGCGUGACAAGUUCUAAUGUUCACUUAGAGCUACUUGAUGACACUAGCAUGCGCCACGUAAGCUCUAAUGCCAGUAGUCCGGUGAUGAAGGAGAAAAAGAAACACAAAGAAAAGGGAGAUGAAAAAGAGAAGAGGAAAAAAAAGAAAUCGAAAGAUAAGGAUAAGGAAAAAACAGAGAAGACUGAAAAGAAAAAGAAACGGUCAUCGCAUCGCUCGAAGGAUGAAAAUCGAGAGCGUGACGAACUUGAGGAGUUUUUGAACGGUUCGGUUACGAGAAUCGGCGUUGAUGUGGCCUACGAGGCGAUUUAGCGUUCUGGAAAUAUUAUCGAUAAUGACUUUUAAGUUACGCAUCUUCCAAAAAAAGGACUUCGCUCUCUUCGAUGUAAUGUAUGUUACGCUCCCCCUCGAAACAGUGGAGAAAGAUUAUUUUUCCCGGAAAAGAAAUAAUGCGUUUCGGGAUUGUGCUGUUAACCUGCGAGAGAAUAUACUCAUUUUCCGCGAAUUCGGCGAGACGCCCGUUUUACGAGCCGCAUUUCAGCCGGAUUCGGCAUUUCAGUCUGCCAUGAUAAAAAUUUUAUCGAGGGAUAUGUUUCAGCGGUCAAAUCUGCACUUAUUUAUAUUGCAUUUCCGAUUUUGGAUAUUUGACGAUUUUUAAUAAGCAUUUAAAAGACCAUGUACAUGGCGAUGAGUUUGUUGUAUGAAUGAAUGUAAUAGAAGAAUAUAUUAUACCUACGUGAUAUGACGACUAUGUGACAUUACAAUGGCAUACUUAUGAAAUUAUUUAUUAUAUUUUCUAUUUUUAAUAUCUGUGUUCACUUAAAGUAAGAUUCAUAUGUAUAUUUAUCGUUGAUAUCAUUUAUAAAUUUUCUCUUUAGCUUAACGCAUGCUCUGUCCUUGUUGAAUAUAAUUCUUUUAAAGAAGUUAUUCUAUAUAAGAAUGUUACGUUAUUGUUGUAUUUUUCAUAAUGGUGUAUAGCAUUGUACGAUCAUUGCAGCUUCAUGUUAAUAAAUGUAUAUAAAAUAAA